AAGAUGGAUCAAACAAGUUUAAUACUUAUCUCUCUCUCCUCCUCUGUCCUGGUUUUCAUCUUCCUAAAAUCAGUCUUAUCUCACCGCCAUCGCCGAAACCUUCCACCGAGUCCACCGUCCGUCCCUUUAAUCGGUCAUCUUCAUCUCCUCAAAUUCCCAGCACACAGAUCUCUUCAAAAUCUAUCCCAAAAAUUAGGUCCAAUUUUCUCUCUACAACUGGGAACCCAGUUAGCGGUCAUCGUCUCGUCUCCUUCCACGAUUGAAGAAUGUUUAACAAAAAACGAUAUCAUUUUUGCAAAUCGACCCAAAUUCGUGGUUACAAAGUAUUUUGGUUACAAUUACACGACGGUUACAUCCUCCCCCUACGGUGAUCACUGGCGUAACCUCCGGCGACUAAUGACGGUGGAUUUGCUCUCCUCCAACCGACUCAACGGGUUCUUGUUCAUCCGGCGAGAAGAGGUCAGGUUUAUGCUUCGUGAACUCUACCGUCUCUCAAAUGGCGGAUUUUCCCGCGUCCAAAUAAGGUCAACUUUAAAGGAGCUUGCAUAUAACAACGUUAUGAGAAUGAUGACCGGAAAAAGAUACUAUGGUCAAGAAGAACUUUCAAACAACCAUGAAGCUAGCGUGUUUAGAGCACUUAUAGAAGAGGUUCUUCAAUAUGGUGGGAUAUCCAAUCUCGGAGAUUUCUUUCCAAUUCUAAAGUUGAUUGAUUAUGGGAAUUUCGAGAAGAAUGUAAGAAAGGUCCAUAAUAAGAUGGAUACAUUCCUCCAAAAUCUUAUAGAAGGUUGUCGUCUCAACAAAAAUGGAAACUCUGUGGUCGAUCACUUACUCUCUUUACAAGAAUCACAACCCGAAUACUACACCGACGAAAUCAUCAAAGGAUUUAUAUUGGUAUUGUUAGUAGCUGGUACAGACACAUCAUCGGUAACAAUAGAAUGGGCAAUGACUCUAUUAGUAAACCACCCCGAGGUUUUAAGAAAGGCGAGAGAUGAGAUAGACAAUUGCAUCGAUGGUCAAGAUCGCUUUUUGAAUGAACCAGAUCUUGCUAAGUUGCCUUACCUCCAAUGCAUCAUAUAUGAGACUAUGCGUUUAUUCCCUGCGGUGCCACUCCUCUUGCCCCACUUUUCCUCUGAUGAUUGCAAGGUGGCAGGCUACGAUGUGCCACGUGGAACCCUACUUAUGGUUAAUGCAUGGGCCAUGCAUAGGGACCCUAAUGUUUGGGAUGAACCAUUGCGAUUCAAUCCAGAGAGAUUCGAAGGCAAUGAAAGUGAAAGACACAAGCUAAUAAUACCUUUCGGAAUGGGGAGAAGGGCUUGUCCGGGAGCUGCUCUAGCCCAGCGAAUCGUGGGCCUGGCCUUAGGGUCGUUGAUCCAUUGCUUCGAAUGGAAGAGGGUUGGUGAAGAAAAAGUUGAUCUGAGUGAGGGGAAAGGAAUUACCCUGCCCAAAGCUGAACCACUAAAAGUCAUGUGCAAACCUCGGGACAUCUUGUGUCAGACUUUCACGGAUCUAAACUAGAAUCAUUUGCGAAGGUAUGUUAAUAAUAAAACAUGUAUUCAUGUUAUGCACUCUUUUUGUUUCUAGCUAUAGCCUUUGAAACACGAAAUAUUUGCGCGCAAUGAAACCUAUAUAUUUUGUAAUAGGACGUGUCAAGCGUUAGUUUGGUAUGUAGUUGUCGACUCAUGAUAAUGAUCCAAUUCAUGGAGAGCAAGAGCUCAUUGACACUUUCAUGAAUUUGAUUCUGGUGCCAAUGUCUAUCUAUAGAUUUAGCUACAUGCAUGUUUAAUCCAUUUAAUAUUAUAUAACUCAUAUAUGUUUUUGUUGUAAUAA
This is a messenger RNA of Impatiens glandulifera, 1827 nucleotides long. Its product is annotated as cytochrome P450 81Q32-like. Lineage: Eukaryota; Viridiplantae; Streptophyta; Magnoliopsida; Ericales; Balsaminaceae. Gene Ontology annotation, molecular function: iron ion binding; monooxygenase activity; heme binding. The transcript is spliced from 3 exons. The coding region runs from base 4 to 1515 and encodes 503 amino acids. The record is from RefSeq and is a predicted model, not a curated record.